AGUCUGAGCAGCGCGGGCGCCCUGGGGACGCGCGUCCAGGUGGCUGCGGCCCGGCCCGGGGAGGCUCGUGGUUGCACCCGCACGGGGCGCGGGCGGAGCGGAGGCGGCCACGUCCCCUGGGCCGGGGCGCGGGCAGACCCGGCCCCCUGCGAGCCCGCUGCUCUCCCUGCAGAGGCCGCCCGGGCCGUGGACGGGGAGGGCGCGCCGCCCGGCGGUUCCCACGAGUCCGCGACCACGAUGAGGGUCCCCGAGAAGUACUCCACGCUCCCGGCCGAGGACCGCAGCGUCCACAUCGUCAACAUCUGCGCCAUCGAGGACAUCGGCUACCUCCCGUCCGAGGGCACGCUGCUCAACUCCCUGUCCGUGGACCCCGAUGCGGAAUGCAAGUACGGGCUGUAUUUCCGGGACGGCAAACGCAAGGUGGACUACAUCUUGGUUUACCAUCACAAGAGAGCCUCAGGAUACAGGACUCUGGCCAGGAGGGGACAGCACAACGACACGGUCCUGGGGGCCCGCAGCGUCAGGCAGGACCAGCCCCUGCCUGGGAAGGGGGGCCUGGUGGAUGCAGGCUCCCCCGAGACCCCCAUGGAUUACCACGAGGAUGACAAACGCUUCCGUCGGGAGGAAUAUGAGGGUAACCUGCUGGAGGCAGGCCUGGAGCUGGAGCGUGAUGAGGACACCAAAAUCCACGGCGUUGGGUUUGUGAAGAUCCAUGCACCCUGGCAUGUGCUCUGUAGGGAGGCGGAGUUUUUGAAGCUGAAAAUGCCAACUAAGAAGGUGUAUCACAUCAGUGAGACCCGAGGGCUCCUGAAAACCAUCAACUCCGUGCUGCAGAAGAUCACAGACCCCAUCCAGCCCAGGGUGGCCGAGCACAGGCCGCAGACCACCAAGAGGCUUUCCUACCCCUUCUCAAGGGAGAAGCAACACCUAUUUGACCUAUCGGACAGGGACUCCUUUUUUGACAGCAAAACCCGGAGCACAAUAGUCUAUGAGGUCUUGAAGAGAACUACAUGUACCAAGGCCAAGUACAGCAUGGGGCAAGGAGAGGGAGGAAAGAGAGACUCUGCCCUUCUGAGUAAAAGGCGGAAGUGUGGGAAAUACGGCAUCACCAGCCUUCUGGCCAAUGGCGUGUACUCUGCGGCGUACCCUCUACAUGACGGAGACUAUGAGGGUGAAAACGUCGAGUUCAAUGACAGGAAACUCCUCUACGAGGAAUGGGCAAGCUACGGUGUCUUCUACAAGUACCAACCCAUUGACCUAGUCAGAAAGUACUUCGGGGAGAAGAUCGGCCUGUACUUUGCCUGGCUGGGGGCCUACACCCAGAUGCUCAUCCCUGCCUCUAUUGUGGGCGUCAUCGUCUUCCUCUAUGGAUGUGCCACUGUGGACGAAAACAUCCCCAGCAUGGAGAUGUGUGACCAAAGACACAACAUCACCAUGUGUCCCCUGUGUGACAAGACCUGCAGCUACUGGAAAAUGAGCUCAGCGUGCGCCACGGCCCGGGCCAGCCACCUCUUCGACAACCCUGCCACCGUCUUCUUCUCUGUGUUCAUGGCUCUCUGGGCUGCCACGUUCAUGGAACACUGGAAGAGGAAACAGAUGCGGCUCAACUAUCGAUGGGACCUCACCGGCUUCGAGGAGGAGGAGGAAGCCGUCAAGGAACAUCCCAGAGCAGAGUAUGAAGCCAGAGUCCUGGAGAAAUCACUGAAGAAAGAGUCCAGAAACAAAGAGACAGACAAGGUGAGGCUGACCUGGAGGGACCGCUUCCCAGCUUACUUCACUAACCUGGUCUCCAUCAUCUUCAUGAUCGCGGUGACCUUCGCCAUCGUGUUGGGGGUCAUCAUCUACAGGAUCUCCACGGCCGCAGCCUUGGCCAUGAACUCCUCCCCCUUGGUGCGGUCCAACAUCCGGGUCACGGUCACAGCCACCGCAGUCAUCAUCAACCUUGUGGUCAUCAUCCUGUUAGACGAGGUGUACGGUUGCAUUGCCAGGUGGCUCACCAAGAUUGAGGUCCCAAAGACCGAGAAGAGUUUUGAGGAGAGGCUGACUUUCAAGGCCUUCCUGCUCAAGUUCGUGAACUCCUACACCCCCAUCUUCUACGUCGCCUUCUUCAAGGGCCGGUUUGUCGGACGUCCCGGUGAUUAUGUAUACAUCUUCCGCUCUUUCCGGAUGGAGGAGUGUGCACCAGGCGGCUGCCUCAUGGAGCUCUGCAUCCAGCUGAGCAUCAUCAUGCUGGGCAAGCAGUUGAUCCAAAACAACCUCUUCGAAAUCGGCAUCCCGAAGAUGAAGAAGUUUAUCCGCUACCUGAGGCUGCGCCGGCAGAGCCCCUCCGACCAUGAGGAGUACGUGAAGAGGAAGCAGCGGUACGAGGUGGAUUUCAACCUUGAGCCAUUCGCCGGCCUCACGCCAGAGUACAUGGAGAUGAUCAUCCAGUUUGGCUUUGUCACCCUCUUCGUUGCGUCCUUUCCUCUGGCUCCGCUGUUUGCCCUGCUGAACAACAUCAUUGAAAUUCGCCUGGAUGCCAAAAAGUUCGUCACGGAGCUCCGGAGGCCAGUGGCCAUCAGAGCCAAAGACAUCGGCAUCUGGUACAACAUCCUCAGAGGUGUGGGAAAGCUCGCUGUCAUCAUUAAUGCGUUCGUGAUCUCCUUCACGUCUGACUUCAUCCCGCGCCUGGUCUACCUCUACAUGUACAGUCAGAAUGGGACCAUGCAUGGUUUUGUUAACCACACACUGUCCUCCUUCAAUGUCAGCGACUUUCAGAACGGCACGGCACCCAACGACCCACUGGACCUGGGCUACGAGGUUCAGAUCUGCAGGUACAAAGAUUACCGUGAGCCCCCAUGGUCAGAACAUAAGUAUGACAUCUCCAAGGACUUCUGGGCUGUCCUGGCUGCCCGUCUGGCAUUUGUCAUCGUCUUCCAGAACCUAGUGAUGUUCAUGAGCGACUUCGUGGACUGGGUGAUCCCUGACAUCCCCAAGGACAUCAGCCAGCAGAUCCACAAGGAGAAGGUGCUCAUGGUGGAGCUGUUCAUGCGGGAGGAGCAGGGCAAGCAGCAGCUGCUGGACACGUGGAUGGAGAAGGAGCGGCCAAGGGACGCACCCUGCAACAACCACAGCCCCGCGGCCAGGCCCGAGGCCGGGGACAGCAGCCCGGCGCCCAGCUAUGAGUACUGCGGGGGUGCGCUGUAGCCGCGUUGGCAGGCCGGCAGGCCAGGGCUUCCCGACCAACACCGAGUGGCCAUUGGUUCCUUCCAGAGCCAGUGCCCCACCGGGCCCCCGUGUCGUCCGCACGUGUGGAGGACCACUCUGAUAAGACAUUCUUCUUUAUUUCUGUUUUCCCCUCGUUUUUGCACAAAGCCAUUAUGCAGGGACUUUUUUUAUCUUUAGUAUUUGAUGGAAAGGAUGGCUGGUGACGGGGCUGAACAGAGCAGAGCCGCGGGGCACAUGGAGGCUCCCCUGCAACAGGAGAGGCGGGAGCCCCAGGGUCAGCACCCUUAACCUAAAGGGUGCCUUGGGAUGGGUGCAGAAUGACGUGUGGGCAGCGGGUGGCGUUUCAGAGCAGGACGGCGACGUGGGUGUUGGUCCCAAAGGAGCCCCCUCUCCAGCUGGUGGGCCCAUUUGUCCGUCUUUUCUUUGAAAGCGCAGAAGCUUAGCCCUGUGAUGGGAAGCAGAAGUGACCAGCCUUCCACACAUGGCGGUUUCUGAUUAUUCCCGGGCAACUGGGGGUGCAGGUGCCCCCAAUUAACCAGGACCCUCGGUGUCCCUGGCAGGCUCCACGCCAGCCACUUGAGGGCACACCACGCUGAGCUGAUGUCCUCCUCAUGGCACAAGCCAGAGUGACAACUCAGAGGACGCCCUACAGAGUUGAAGAGCUCCGCCAAGCCCCAGGGCCCCCACAGGUUCAUUCAUUGCUUUAGAACCUUCUUUAUUGGGUUUUGUUUUGUUUUGUUUUGUUUUUAAAAAAAUAAUGUGGGAUUUGAGGAUUCUAUUUUCUAUAGCUCAAGGUGGAAGGAAUUUAUUUCAUUAGUUAACCAAAUAUCGAGAGGAAUUUAAAAUACUGUUACUACCAAAGAUUUUUCUUAAUAAAGCCUUCUAUUUUGGUAA
Molecule: messenger RNA, 4101 nt
Organism: Nannospalax galili (Upper Galilee mountains blind mole rat)
Lineage: Eukaryota; Metazoa; Chordata; Mammalia; Rodentia; Spalacidae
Gene: Ano1
Product: anoctamin 1
Exons: 26
Coding region: 238-3186 (982 amino acids)
Biological process (GO): chloride transmembrane transport
Cellular component (GO): plasma membrane
Molecular function (GO): chloride channel activity; protein dimerization activity
Source: RefSeq, a predicted model, not a curated record